GCGGGUUAGGUUGCGCCUAGAGCUGUCAAUGUCUGCUCAUCUUCCCGGUACUGGUGCUUGGUAAUGGCAUUUGGCCGUCGGUCGCUGUUGCUUUUGAGGUGGUGGCGGAGGCGGGAAUUAGCGCUGUGACCAGGUGUGACAGAAGGAGCAGGGUAUCCAGCGGGCUCACCCCGGGCGGGGCCCCAUUUAUUGUGUAUGUUUUGAUGCGCUGAGUGAAUAUGGCCACCAUGGAGAAGCUGAUGCGGGCGUUUGAGUCACUUAAGUCCUUCCAGCAGCAGCAGGGACCGGCUGUACCCGAGGAGCCCGUGCAGAAGCCGAAGAAAGAUCCUUCGACUAACAAGAAAGAUCGUGUAAAUCACUGCCUGACGAUAUGCGAGAACAUUGUCGCACAGUCCCUCAGAAAUUCCCCCGAGUUCCAGAAACUGCUGGGCAUAGCCAUGGAGCUCUUUCUGCUGUGCAGCGACGAUGCCGAGUCAGACGUUCGAAUGGUCGCUGAUGAAUGUUUGAAUAAAGUAGUAAAAGCUUUAAUGGACUCCAAUCUUCCAAGGCUUCAACUAGAACUCUAUAAAGAAAUCAAAAAGAACGGCGCGGCGAGGAGUCUGAGAGCGGCCCUCUGGAGAUUUGCUGAGCUUGCGCAUCUUGUACGGCCCCAGAAGUGCAGACCUUACCUGGUAAAUCUGCUUCCCUGCCUGACGAGGAUCAGUAAACGGCAUGAAGAGUCUGUGCAAGAGACGCUUGCUGCUGCUGUUCCAAAAAUUAUGGCUGCCUUUGGUAACUUUGCGAAUGACAAUGAAAUUAAGGUCCUGCUAAAAGCGUUUAUCUCAAAUCUGAAAUCCGCUUCCCCCACGAUCCGUCGGACUGCAGCUGGUUCUGCGGUGAGCGUCUGUCAGCACUCGCGAAGAACGCAGUAUUUCUACACGUGGCUUCUCAAUGUUCUCUUAGGACUUCUUGUUCCAGUAGAGGAUGAACGCCCUACUCUGGUAAUACUGGGAGUAUUAUUAACACUACGUUACCUGAUCCCACUGCUACAGCAACAGGUGAAAGAUACAAGUCUGAAAGGAAGCUUCGGCAUGACUAGAAAAGAGGCAGAAAUUUCUCCUUCUGUUGAGCAGCUAAUACAGAUUUACGAGCUGACUUUGCAUUACACGCAACACCGGGAUCAUAAUGUAGUGACCGGCGCGUUGGAGCUGCUGCAGCAGAUGCUUCGGACUCCUCCGAUUGAGCUUCUUCAUGUGCUGACCACGUCCGGAGGGAUCGAGCAGGUCGCUGUCGGCAGGGACGAGCUGCAGAGCCGAAGCCGCAGCGGAAGCAUUGUAGAGUUGAUAGCUGGUGGAAGCUCUACUUGCAGUCCUGUACUUUCAAGGAAACUAAAAGGGAAAAUGCACUUGGGAGAAGAGGAGGGACUGGAAGAUGACACUGAUGCAAAACCAGACGUCACUACAACACCUUUUGCAGCCGCGGGUAAGAAUGACGUGGCAUCCGAUGGAACCUCGUCGGCGGGCACCCCCGCUCCAGCAUCGGGCUCUCUCGAUCCUGCGGGUCAUGACAUCAUCACGGAGCAGCCGCGAUCCCAGCACACAUUGCAGUCGGACUCCGUAGACCUGAGCGCUUCUGAUUUGGCCAGCACCAUUACAGAAGGAGAAGAGGAGGACAUCUUAAGUCGUAGCUCUAGUCAAAUCAGCACUGCCCAGUCUGACACGAACAUGGAUUUGAACGAGGGAACCACCCAGGCUUCCUCGCCGGUCAGCGAUAGCUCACAGACCACAACAGAAGGUCCAGACUCUGCUGUGACCCCUUCAGACAGUUCUGAAAUUGUAAUCGAUGGAGCUGAGAACCAAUACUCGGGAAUGCAGAUUGGACAACUUCAAGAUGAGGAAGAUGAUGGAGCAAUACUCCAUCAGGAAGAUCCUUCUGCCGGUUCUGGGAUCACACCGCUUGGUGUCAAUCAAAUUCACCUAUUAAAAACCAUGGGCCACAGCCGCCAGUCUUCUGACAGUAGCGUUGAUCGCUUUGUAACAAGAGAGGAGACUGUGGAGCCAGGAGAUCUGGAAACUAAGCCUUCCAGAAUUAAAGGAGACAUUGGACACUACACUGACAGAGAUGCAGCUCCUCUUAUUCAUUGUGUACGGCUCUUAUCUGCCUCAUUCCUCCUCACAGGACAAAGGAAUGCGUUGGUACCAGACAGAGAUGUUCGGGUCAGUGUGAAGGCGCUGGCGCUGAGCUGUGUCACUGCGGCUGUCUCUCUGUAUCCAGAAGCUUUCUUCAGCAAAUUAUACAAGCUGACUACAGAAAUCACAGAACCUCAAGAAACCCUGUAUGUCUCAGACAUUGUGAAUUAUAUGAACCACGGAGACCCCCAGGUGCGGGGGGCCACAGCUAUCCUGUGUGGGACCGUAGUCUUCUCAAUACUCAACAAGUCGCGCUAUAAUGCGGGAACCUGGCUGGCACGUAUCCGAAGCACUACAGGAAACUCCUUUUCUGUGGAAGAUUGCGUACCUUUUUUGCAGAAAUCUCUGAAAGAUGAAUCUUCUGUUACCUGCAAGCUGGCGUGUGUGGCUGUCAGACUCUGCAUCUCCAGCUUGUGCUGUAGCGCAUACAGUGAGUUUGGUUUGCAGCUCUUGAUUGAUCUCCUCACCCUGAAGAACAGCUCUUACUGGCUUGUUAGAACCGAGCUUCUGGAAACUCUUGCCGAAAUUGAUUUCCGAUUAGUUAGUUUCUUAGAAGAGCGAGCCGAGAGUUUACACAGAGGUGUCCAUCAUUACACCGGGCUGUUACAUCUUCAGGAUCGAGUUCUCCAUAAUGUGAUUAUCAGCCUUUUGGGUGACGAGGAUGCCCGGGUGAGGCACGUUGCAGCCGCCGCUCUAGCAAGAUUGGUACCCAAGUUGUUCUACAGUUGUGACCAAGGACAGGCGGACCCCGUUGUAGCUGCAGCAAGAGACCAAAGCGGCGUUUACCUGAAAGUCCUCAUGCACGAGACGCAGCCUCCGUCGCACUUUGCCGUCAGUACGAUAACCAGGAUCUACAGAGGGUACAGUAUUCUGCAAAAUCCAACAGACGUAAGCAUGGAAAAUAACCUGUCCAAGGUUAUCACUGCGGUUUCUCACGCGCUGACCACGUCGACCACACGCGCUCUUACGUUUGGGUGCUGUGAAGCUCUUUGCCUUCUGUCAGUCACGUAUCCAGCAUGCACGUGGAGCGUGGGGUGGCAUUGCGGCUACGUGACUACCUCCGGCACGCAGGCCUCGCGGAUAAUGCUUUACAAGAACAGAGGACGCACCUUCAGCAUUUCUCAACAGAGCCCGUCAGAGGAGCCUCGAAAGUGCUGCACUGCUGGGAUGGCGAACAUGGUGCUUUCUCUGCUGUCGUCUGCAUGGUUUCCUCUGGAUCUCUCUGCACAUCAGGAUGCCCUGGUUCUUGCAGGGAACCUACUCGCAGCUACUGCUCCUAAAUCGUUAAAGAACCCUUGGACUACAGAGGAAGAGGCUAAUCAAGGGGCCAGUAAACAAGAGGAGCCGUGGCCGGCCCUUGGAGACAGGACAAUGGUCAGCAUGGUGGAGCAGCUCUUCAUUCACUUGCUGAAGGCCAUCAAUAUAUGUGCUCAUGUCAUUGAUGAUAUCGCUCCUGGGCCGGUAAUAAAGGCGACUCUGCCAUCUCUGACUAACCCAACUUCAUUGAGUCCCAUCCGCCGGAAGGGGAAGGAAAAAGAGAGUGCUGAGCAAACAAAUGUGCCCUUAAGCCCUAAGAAAGUCAGUGAAGCCACGCCAGCAUCUCGGCAAACGGAUGCAUCGGGACCUGCUCAAACAAGCAAAUCCCUUGGCAGCUUCUACCAUCUUCCUUCCUACCUUAAACUAUAUGAUGUAUUGAAAGCUACAUAUGCAAACUAUAAGGUAUCAUUGGACCUUCAGAAUAACAAUGAGAAGUUUGGGAGCUUCCUCCGGUCUGCCCUGCAUGUCUUAUCACAGAUUUUGGAGCUAGCCACACUGAAUGAUAUUAGUAAGUGUGUUGAAGAAAUACUUGGCUACUUAAAAUCCUGCUUUAGUAGGGAGCCGGUGAUGUCUACAGUAUGUGUGCAACAGUUAUUGAAGACUCUUUUUGGAACCAACUUGGCUUCUCAGUUUGAGACCUUAUCUUCGAACCCCAGUAAAUGCCAAGGAAAGGCUCAGCGCUUGGGCUCUUCCAACCUCCGGCCCGGCUUAUACCAUUACUGCUUCAUGGCUCCAUAUACACACUUCACCCAGGCCCUGGCAGAUGCCAGUCUUAGGAACAUGGUUCAAGCAGACCAAGAGCAGGACACAUCAGGGUGGUUUGAUGUCCUUCAGAAGGUUUCUUCCCAGCUUAAAAACAGCAUCACCAAUGUUGCCAAGCACCGGGCAGAUAAGAAUGCUAUACACAAUCACAUCCGCCUGUUCGAGCCAUUGGUCAUAAAAGCUUUGAAGCAGUACACCACAACCACAUCUGUGCAGCUUCAGAGACAGGUGCUCGAUCUACUAGCCCAGCUGGUCCAGCUUCGCGUUAACUAUUGCCUUCUGGAUUCUGACCAAGUAUUUAUAGGGUUUGUGCUGAAGCAGUUUGAAUACAUUGAAGUUGGCCAGUUUCGGGAGUCCGAAGCCAUUAUUCCUAAUGUCUUCUUCUUCCUGGUGCUGCUGUCUUAUGAGCGUUACCAUUCAAAGCAGAUCAUUGGAAUUCCCAAAAUCAUUCAGCUGUGUGACGGUAUCAUGGCUAGUGGAAGGAAAGCAGUCACCCAUGCAAUUCCAGCUCUUCAACCAAUAGUCCACGACCUCUUUGUGCUCAGGGGAGCCAACAAAGCAGAUGCUGGGAAAGAGCUGGAGACCCAGAAAGAGGUGGUUGUGUCCAUGCUCCUCAGGCUUAUUCAGUAUCACCAGGUGCUGGAGAUGUUCAUUUUGGUGCUGCAGCAAUGUCACAAGGAGAAUGAAGACAAGUGGAAAAGACUGUCCCGGCAGAUAGCGGAUAUCAUCCUACCAAUGCUAUCUAAACAACAGAUGCACAUAGACUCGCACGAGGCUCUCGGUGUACUAAAUACUUUAUUUGAGACCCUGGCUCCGUCCUCUCUCCGCCCUGUGGACAUGUUACUGAGAAGUAUGUUUGUUGUCCCCUGUUCUUUGGCGUCCGUGAGCACCGUUCAGCUGUGGAUAUCAGGGAUUCUGGCUAUUCUCAGAGUUCUCAUCUCUCAGUCCACCGAGGAUAUCGUGCUGUCGCGUAUCCAGGAGUUAUCCUUCUCCCCGCUGAUAAUCUGCUGCCCGAAUAUAACCUACCUGAGGGACGGGGACAAUAAUCGCCCAACUCCAGAAGAACAUUCUGACCAAAAUCAAACAAAGCCUCCCCCGGAAGAAACCUUUUCUCGGUUUCUGUUGCAGUUGGUGGGCAUCCUUUUGGAAGACAUAGUACAGAAGGAGCUUAAGGUGGAUCUGAGCGAGGAGCAACAUACCUUCUACUGCCAGCAGCUUGGCACCCUGCUCAUGUGUUUGAUUCACAUCUUCAAAUCAGGUACAUUCAGAAGGAUCACAAAUGCAGCUACGAGACUUUUUAAAGGCGACGGAGACAACGGCAACUUUUAUACCCUGGAGUGCCUGAGUGAGCUCGUGGAAUCCAUGUUCCCCACGCACCCCUCGCUUGUGCUGCUCUGGUGCCAUCUCUUGCUGCUCAUCAACUAUACCAACUACGACUGGUGGUCCGAGGUUCACCAGACCCUCAAACGGAAGAGCCUGUCCAGCACAAAACUACUGCUCAGUCCGCAGAUCUCGUCGGACGGCGAUGACCCAGACGCGGAGUCGAAGCUCGGCAUGUGUAACCGAGAAAUAGUCCGAAGGGGAGCACUCAUCUUAUUCUGCGAUUACGUGUGUCAGAACCUGCAUGACUCCGAGCAUCUGACCUGGCUGAUCGUGAAUCACGUGCAGGACCUCAUCCACCUUUCCCACGAGCCUCCGGUGCAGGACUUCAUCAGCGCCAUACACAGGAAUUCCGCUGCCAGCGGAUUGUUCAUUCAGGCGAUCCAGUCCCGCUGUGAAAACCUCGCUACGCCAACGUCCCUGAAGAAGACCUUGCAGUGUUUGGAGGGCAUCCACCUCAGCCAGUCGGGCGCCGUGCUGUUGCUCUACGUUGAUAAGCUCCUGUGUACCCCGUUCCGUGUGCUGGCGCGCAUGGUGGACACGCUGGCCUGCCGGCGGGUGGAAAUGCUACUUGCUGCUCCGGCACAGGUACACAGGGGCCACCGUUACUUAACUAAUUCUUGCAAGAGUUCUAUGAAACGACAGAGCAGUGUUUGUCAGUUGCCGGUGGAAGAGCUGGAUCGGAUACAGACGUAUUUGCAGAACAGUGGUCUGGCACAAAGGCAUCAGCGGCUUUAUUCUCUGCUGGACAGAUUCCGGGCUACUGUGGCGCAGAACACUGUAAGCCCUUCACCCGUACUUACCUCCCACCCGCUGGACGCCGAAAAUCAGCCCCCGUUAGAGUCUCUGGAUCCAGAUAAGGACUGGUAUGUGGCUCUGGUUCAAUCCCAGUGCCAAGUCCAAUCCGAUUGUUCAUUACUAGAAGGAGCCGAGCUAGUGAAUGAAAUUCCUCCAUCAGAACAGCAUUCCUUCAUGACCAACGAGAAAUUCAAUUUGAGCCUUCUUGCCCCGUGCUUAGCAUUGGGAGUGAACCAGGUUGCAGGAGAGCAGAAGAGCGCCUUCUUUGAGACGACCCUAGGCGUGAUCCUGACUCACGUGUGUCGGUGCGUGCAGCGGCUGCCGGGCCCUCACCUUCCUCUGCAGCCUGCGCAGCCGCAGCGCAACACGGAGUACUGGGGAAAACUCAGCACGGUCUUCGGUGACCCGGCCGUGUAUAGCUCCACCAUGACUCUCUGCCGAGCGCUAUCUCAGUACCUGCUCUCUCUGCCCAAGAUACCGCCAGCCCUCCACAUACAGCGGGAGAAGGAAGCGGACAUCCUGACAUUCAUGGUGUUCUCUGUCGAGGCCGUGUCCUGGCAUUUCAUACACGAGCAGAUCCCGCUGAGCGUGGAUCUCCAAGCCGUGCUGGACUGCUGCUGUCUAACGUUACAACAGCCGGCAUUGUGGAGCUUGCUGGCCUCGGACGAGUUUGUGACGCAGGCCUGUUCCCUCAUCACCUGCGUCAGGUUCAUCAUCGAAGCAGUUGCAGUAGAGCCCGGUGACCAACUGCUUAGUCCUGAAAGGAAGAAAAACGACUCGGCGGAAACCGAAGUACACAGUACACAGAAUUUAAAAUUGAUCAAGCAAGCCCGUGAAAUAAUGGCCGAAAUGGUGGACUCCCUGCAGACCGUUUUAGUAUUUGGACACAGAAAGAACAGCAACAUUGCGGGCUUUCUGACGCCUGUUUUCAGGAAUAUUAUAAUCAGCUUGGCUCGCUUGCCCAUAGUUAAUAGUUACACCAGGAUCCCUCCGCUGGUUUGGAAACUUGGAUGGUCUCCUAAAAGCGGGGGUGAAUUUGGAACAUCUCUUCCUGAAAUUCCAGUGGAAUUUUUACAAGAAAAAGAAGUAUUCAAAGAAUUUAUAUACCGUAUCAACACACUGGGAUGGAUAAAUCGCACUCAGUUUGAGGAAACGUGGGCCACUCUCCUGGGGGUUCUGGUCACUCAGCCUAUUGCGAUGGACCAAGAAGAAAGUCAGCAAGAGGAAGAUACAGAGAGGACCCAAAUCAAUGUCCUGGCAGUCCAAGCCAUCACAUCUCUGGUGCUCAGUGCAAUGACCCUCCCGGCCGCGGGUAACCCGGCCAUCAGCUCCCUGGAGCAGCAGCCACGAAACAAGACGUUAAAAGCCCUGGACACGAGAUUUGGCAGGAAGCUAAGUUUAGUGAGAGGGAUCGUGGAACAAGAAGUCCAAGCCAUGGUGUCUAAGAGGGACAAUAUAGCCACGCAUCAUCCCUAUCAAGCUUGGGACCCCGUACCUUGUUUGUCGGCUUCAACCACAGGUGCUCUUAUCGGCCACGAAAAACUUCUCUUGCAGAUCAACACCGAGAGGGAAAUUGGAAACAUGCAGUAUAAACUGGGGCAGGUCUCCAUUCAUUCUGUGUGGCUGGGAAAUAACAUCACCCCCCUGAGAGAAGAGGAGCUGGAUGAGGAUGAGGAAGAUGAGAACGAUGUCCCUCCAGCUUCUUCCCCACCAACCUCUCCAAUAAACUCCAGGAAGCACCGUGCUGGAGUGGACAUCCAUUCCUGCUCGCAGUUCUUGCUGGAGCUGUACAGCCAGUGGAUCCUGCCCACUGCCGGGAAGAAAACACCAGUGAUCCUGAUCAGCGAAGUGGUCCGAUCGCUCCUGGCGGUGUCGGAUUUAUUCACUGAGAGGAAUCAGUUUGAGAUGAUGUACGCGUCUUUAACCGAGCUGCAGAAGCAGCACCCGGCCGAGGACGAAAUUCUCAAUCAGUAUCUGGUGCCUGCGAUCUGCAAAGCUGCCGCCGUGCUGGGAAUGGAUAAGGCUGUUGCAGAGCCCGUGAGCCGUUUGCUGGAGAAUACGCUGCGCAGCACGCAUAUGCCGAGCCGUAUUGGAGCUUUGCACGGCGUCCUGUACAUCCUGGAGUGUGACCUGCUGGAUGAGACGGCUAAACAGCUCAUACCGGUCAUCAGCGAUUAUCUGCUUUCCAACCUACGCGGGAUAGCACACUGUGUGAACCUCCAUAACCAGCAGCACGUCCUGGUGAUGAGCGCCGCAGCCUUCUACCUGAUUGAGAAUUAUCCAUUGGAUGUAGGGCCGGAGUUCACCGCUGGCAUCAUACAGAUGUGUGGCGUGAUGGUCUCGGGGAGUGAAGAAUCCACCCCGUCCACGAUCUACCAUUGUGUCCUGAGGGGUUUGGAGCGGCUGCUCCUCUCUGAGCAGCUCUCCAGACUGGAUGGGGAGGCUCUUGUAAAGCUGAGCGUCGACCGCGUCAAUAUACACAGCCCGCACAGAGCCAUGACUGCCCUGGGGUUGAUGCUUACCUGCAUGUACACAGGUAAAGAGAAGAUCAGUCCUGGCCGUACCGCCGAGCCGAGCCCUUCAGCUCCAGACAGCGAAUCUGUCAUUGUGGCCAUGGAGCGAGUGUCAGUGCUGUUUGACAGAAUCAGGAAAGGCUUUCCGUUUGAAGCAAGAGUCGUGGCGAGGAUCCUUCCACAAUUUUUAGAUGACUUUUUCCCUCCGCAAGAUGUAAUGAACAAGGUCAUCGGAGAGUUCUUGUCCAACCAGCAGCCCUACCCGCAGUUCAUGGCCACCGUGGUUUACAAGGUCUUCCAGACCUUACAUGCGACCGGACAGUCCUCGAUGGUGCGUGACUGGGUGAUGCUGUCUCUCUCCAACUUCACACAGCGCACUCCAGUUGCCAUGGCGAUGUGGAGCCUGUCUUGUUUUUUCGUCAGUGCAUCUACUAGCAAGUGGAUUUCGGCGAUUCUUCCACACGUGAUCAGCAGAAUGGGAAAGUCGGAGCCCGUGGAUAUCAGCCUGUUUUGCCUGGUUGCCAUAGACUUUUAUAGACAUCAGAUAGAUGAAGAACUGGAUCGAAGGGCCUUUCAGUCCGUCUUUGAGCUGGUGGCUUCUCCCGGAACUCCUUACCAUCGCCUCCUGAUCUGUUUGCAGAAUGUCCGCAACGUUACUGUGUUCUAGAUGUCCCGUGGGCUGCAGAAAUGGGGUGCACGCUGCGCACGCGUGAAAAGAAGCCUUUCCCCCUACAUCGGUGCAUCCUGGUCACUCUAAAUCUACCCGGUCACUCUAAAUCUACCCUCCGAAAACUAGGCACUGCUAUAACCCGGCACUUGUCCUGCUCUGAAUGUUGGUUCUUGUAGAUAUGUUCUGAUUGCAACCAGAUUUUAUUAAAGUGAAUGUAAAAGUCC
This is a messenger RNA of Spea bombifrons (plains spadefoot toad), 9832 nucleotides long. It is a transcript of the gene HTT, whose product is annotated as huntingtin. The record is from RefSeq and is a predicted model, not a curated record. Gene Ontology annotation, cellular component: cytoplasm; nucleus. NCBI's taxonomy places the organism in Eukaryota, Metazoa, Chordata, Amphibia, Anura, Pelobatidae. The coding region runs from base 219 to 9605 and encodes 3128 amino acids. The transcript is spliced from 67 exons.